Messenger RNA from Xiphophorus couchianus (Monterrey platyfish), 2518 nucleotides. It is a transcript of the gene tsc22d3, whose product is annotated as TSC22 domain family, member 3. Bases 370 to 1101 code for a protein of 243 amino acids. The transcript has 4 exons. The record is from RefSeq and is a predicted model, not a curated record. Gene Ontology annotation, biological process: regulation of transcription by RNA polymerase II; negative regulation of activation-induced cell death of T cells. Lineage: Eukaryota; Metazoa; Chordata; Actinopteri; Cyprinodontiformes; Poeciliidae.
AGUUCAGGGAAAACAGUGAUAAGCAGCAAGCAGCUUCUGGGUUUUGCUUACAAGAGGACUCCCGCUGAAUCGGGGCGAGAGAAUGUUUGCAUAGAACUCUAUUUUCCUGCCACUGUAGCGAAACAGUGCAGCAACGUCGGCUCGGAACAAAAAAGCUGUAACACAGGACAGCCACAGGAGGGGAGACUCAUUGACAGAAGCAGGCAGAGUGCGUGGCGACUUCUCAGGAGGAGCUCAACCUGACGUUUUAGCCUCACUGGCCCAGGCGUGGGGACAGGAUGACACACUAGAUUGUCCCUGAACUUCUUCCACUAAGUCCUCUCAUCAGUCUCUGUCAUUCCUGCACCUGCUCCCUUUUCUCACACGAAGAUGUCAGAUGAAGACUGCCGCUCGCCCAUAGGCCUAGACUGCUGCAGCUGUUGCCUGGACCUGGCCAACGGGUGUGAUGACUCCCUGUCCAGCAGUCCGACUCGAAGCCAUGGCACUGCGGGGGCCCUGCCACCAAGUCCCACCAGCCCCAGUGUGAACCACUUUCGCCAGCUCCGCAGCCAGCUGGUGUACCAGAACCUGAACACAGACAAGCUGAACAACAUCAUGAGGCAGGACUCCCUGGAGUCAGUGGUGAGGGACCCCUGCUUUCUCCUCAAUGAGGGCAUCUGCAGCAGCAACAUCGACCAGACUAUGUUGUCCAUUCUACUCUUCUUUCACAGCUUUCCAGACAGAACUGUGAGCUACUCUCCCCCAUACUCACCAAGUCUCUUCAAAAGGCCGGAUCGCCGUGCCUCUGGUGCUAGCGUGGUGGCCAUUGACAACAAGAUCGAGCAGGCCAUGGAUCUUGUCAAGAACCACUUGAUGUACGCGGUGCGUGAGGAGGUGGAAAUCCUCAAGGAGCAGAUAAAGGAGCUAGCAGAGAAGAACAACCAGCUUGAGAGGGAGAACUACCUGCUUAAGAACCUGGCCAGUCCGGAGCAGCUGGAGAAGUUCCAGUCCCGCAUCCCGACAGAUGUGCUCUUGGAUAAUCAGAACGUCCGGGUGACCCCAGCGCCACAGCAAAAGAACCAGCAGCAGAGCUGUAGCCACAGCACUGGCUCUGCUGUAUAAGUGGCUCUGCUUUGGGGCGGGCAGAGCCACUUUGUCUUUAAAAGUCGUGGACCUCGUUUUUGAACGCAAGCGUUACUAAAUCGCCGCCACCGAGAUCCCUUCGGGACAUCGAAGAAGAAUCAUCGGUGCUGUAAAUGAUUGAUGGGACUCAAAUGAACUGCUGAUACUGAUAAGCACAAAACCAGAAUUAGAGACGCUCUAAAACUGGUGCCGUAUCAGGCCCAUCCUGUGUACCAUCCAGCUCUUUGUCGUAGUCUCUCUUCGUAGGCAUGAGUGUUAAGCAUAGAAAGGGCAGACUAGCCUAGACAGAGGGUGGGGGAUUUCCCUCCCUAGCCAAACUCUUCCAGCAAAGCACCCUCCUUUUUUCCUCUGUUGAGGAAGGGGGAGAGCAAGGAGGUGUUGAUUGGGCUUGCCCUGCAGGCGCUAACCUGGAAAGUGCUGGGACUUCACUCCCUCAUGACCCAGAGGAGACCCAUCUGAGACGGCCCUCCAAGUCUCAACAAGAACAGUCCCAUCGGUGUGGAUUCACCUCAUCUCAAAAUACUUUAAUGGACUUCCAACCGCACAUUUCAGACACAUACAGACUUCUGAUCUACCUACAGUGUAUUGCUGCCAUGUUCCUGUCCAUCCUAAGCAUAACAAGAAAAAUACACAGGAUAAGCUAAGGCUACAGCGGUGGAGGUCAGCGCAAUGUUCUCCAUCUAAUCUGAUGAACUGCUGCAGUAAACUAACAGAAUACUGUAAUAUCUCAUAAAACAUGUAGACUUGUAUUGUUUGCUGUCGGGGCUUGCUGCUUAUGGGGGUAAAACUAAUUCUGCUAUAUCUUCUGUUUUUGUUAAAUUCAGAACAAAAAUCAGUUGUAUUGUACAAUAAGAGCAGUGUAGUAGGCUUUCAGAAGCUGUCUUUGUUACAGGUCCGUCCAUAUCUGCCAUUUUGUUUGCUUAACUCACAGGAAAACUACAAUGUACAUACAGAUGAAAUGUCUCUGAGGAAAAUAAUGUUAGGAUGGUUUGCAAGCAGACAGCUGCGUUUCUAGCAGCCUGUGCACUCCUUUUGUUUGUAGGUAGUGCCGUCCAGUAUAUGGUCUCUUUCCUUAUUCAGAUCGCAACUUGAAAACAAUGGCACGACAACAGUGCCUGUAAGCGAUGAUCGCAUUUCUGACAAGACUUUGGUUAUUGUUGUCGUUUUUUCCAGCUACCAAAGACGUAUUUUCACACGGCAACAAAAGCUAACCAAAUGAGGACCAUGUGUAAAACUUCACAGGGAGAAGUCUUCUUCGUAGCUAGAGUUAAAUUUUGUUUGUGUUUGUUUUGUAAAAAUUACGAUUUUGUUGCUAUAAAGUAUCCCUGAAACAGUUGACAACUGUAAUUUUUGGAUACAACUGCACAGUUGCAAUAAACCGUAUGUUUACAUAAUA